This is a messenger RNA of Dermacentor andersoni, 944 nucleotides long. RefSeq names its product 15-hydroxyprostaglandin dehydrogenase [NAD(+)]-like. Gene Ontology annotation, cellular component: cytoplasm. Gene Ontology annotation, molecular function: oxidoreductase activity. NCBI's taxonomy places the organism in Eukaryota, Metazoa, Arthropoda, Arachnida, Ixodida, Ixodidae. The record is from RefSeq and is a predicted model, not a curated record.
GCUGGGGUACUUGUUCAGAGGCUCACCCGAGGCCAGAACGCAAGGACGCACAGAAGCACGACCAUGAAGGACCUUAAGGGAAAAGUUGCCCUCGUAACGGGAGCGGCGACAGGUUUCGGGAAGGCGAUUGUCGACCUCCUCCUCGGCAGGGGAUGCAAGGUAGCUCUUGUGGACAUGGAUUGCUCUGUAGGCAAGCAGACAACCGCGGAGUUUCAGGCGAAGUACGGGAAGGACAGCUGCAUUUUCUUGAAGUGUGACGUCACUGACGACCAAGAACUUGACGACUGCUUCUGCCAGACUCGUUCUCACUUCGGUGGCCUCGACAUCGUCAUCAACAACGCCGGCAUUGCUGGGGAGGCUAAGUGGAAGAAGAUCUUCGCCAUAAACGCUCAAGCCGUGUUCAGUGGAAUCCUCCUCGGCUUCAAGUACAUGGGAAAGGACAAUGGCCAGAAAGGCGGACACAUCAUCAACGUCGCCUCGGACGCUGGCCUCAGGGUGAAGCCCAUGAUCCCUGCCUACAACGCGGCCAAGACAGCCGUGGUCGCCAUGACGAGGGCUUUCGGGAGUGACCUCUACCUGAACCGUCACGGAGUCAAGGUGAACUGUAUCUGCCCCGAGCCCAUGAACACGCCGAUGUGGUGGGGCAUAUCCGCCUUCUGCAAGACCCGGGAGGACACCACCGCCAUGGCCCUGGAUUUCGACAAACGCGUUAUGACUGUCGAUCACGUGGCCAAGGGCAUCUUGAUGAUCCUGGAAGACGACAAGAACGGCGCUGCCUUGACGGCAUUCCACGGCCAAGAGUUGCGCUACUUCCAGUUCCAGGACUGUUGAGGAACAUCAACUGACUUGUCUCCGUCAGUGUCAGGCGUGCAACAGUAGAAUCGGUAGUGAACUUUCACCGACGAUGUCAUGGAUGCAAAUAAAGACCCUCGUUGAAUACCAAG